Humulus lupulus (European hop) is the source of this 1134-nucleotide messenger RNA. RefSeq lists its product as uncharacterized. Bases 147 to 875 code for a protein of 242 amino acids. The record is from RefSeq and is a predicted model, not a curated record. Lineage: Eukaryota; Viridiplantae; Streptophyta; Magnoliopsida; Rosales; Cannabaceae. The transcript has 5 exons. Gene Ontology annotation, molecular function: protein binding.
ACGUGAGCCUCACAUUUUAAGUUGUAACCCAAAGACUGACAGAGACAAAAAUUAUUUAAGAAAAAAAAAACUCACCCUCUUUGUUGCCGAAUGCUGACCCAUUUUUUUUUUCCAAUGCUCAGCUGAGAAAGCUAUCCCUUUUGUUUAUGCCUCUCUGUACUCUAAUGAUGAAGAAAACUGAAAAUGGCACUUUAACAUCAAUUGAUACUUCCUUUGCAAAGCUUCCCGAUCACCUUUUGGUAGAAAUUAUCAUUCGAAUUCCUGUCACUGAGUGGGCACAAAUAUGUUGUGUAAAACAGCAGUGGGCAAACCUGUUCCGGGGAGAAUGCUUGUGGCGAGCUGCUCUAGACAAGAACUAUCCUUCUGCUAGCCAAGCUAAAAGGUGGCCUGGACCUAUUCCACGAGGGUUGAGCCAGAGGAGAUAUGCAGCUCUGUAUGUUAGCAGACACAUUUUUUCUCUUGAUGGCCAAAUUGAUGAGAUUGUGGGGCAUACUUAUUUGUAUUUAAAAGAGCAGCUUGAACGUUCAACUGUUUCACCUCCUUCUGGGGUACUUCAUGGAACCAUAAUCGAUCAGUUUAUUGCUUGUGGUAAACCAAGAGAUAUGGCUCAUGAGCUUGCUUCCCAAAUCUGGCUGGCCGUUGUUGACAAUUUAGAAGAAAAUGAACAUACAUUUCUGAUACUCAAACGUCUUGCACAAGAGGCCGAUGUUUUCCUUCCAUAUCCAUAUUCAAGAUCGAUGAAGGUCCAAUGGAGGGUGUAUGAGAAGCUCCUCACAGAUUUCCGUGACUGCUUCACUCAUGUAGAUUACUAUGAUGUACUGGCAUGUGCAAAGAGCAAGUUUCAGCCAAUACCAUCGGCUUGGUUAGGUUACUAGUUCAUGUCAAAUAAUCAUCCAAUUCAGUUGAUUACCAAUUGUAAUUGUAGAUAUCAAUACCUCUGUUCCUGCUCAUUUAUUAAGUGAAAAGAAGCUUGAAAUCCCCAUACCAUAUACCUGUGAUGAGUUAGGAGCUCAAAGAACUGUAUAUUUUGUACUGUUAAUAAUUGUGUAUGAUUUUGUAUAAAGUACAAUUGUAAGAAACUGAUUACAAUUACAAUGUUGUGUAAUAACAAACUUGUGCUUAAGUAGUAAGAAA